GUAGUAGUGGUAGAUUUAUGCAGAUCCUGGACGCGUUGCCAGUAUCGUAACCGUGUCGUGAGUGGAUAUGCCGGGCCUUAGCGGCCUUGUCCUUGACGCGUUUCAGACCAGCCUCGAGUGAAACUCGUUCCCGCUCCAGGCAGCCGGAACGUGAUAGCUGAGGGCAGCGGCAAGAGACAACAUUAUUUUGCUCGUCUCUUCGCUCUGUCUGUUUGAAUUAUUCGUUUUUAGCACGGUACCGGUACCGGAUCGGGAGCGACAAGUACUGAAAGAUGAUGGACUCAACAAGGCAGCGCUCUGGGCGCAACCAGCCUCUCUCUGUUUCCAGCAUCGAAGUGGCUCAUCAGGCUAAGUCUCUUGCACCUGACGACAUCUACCUGAAGACUGGCCUGCUGUGCGCCAACAACAACAGCAGCGUAGGCAUGUCAGCAUGCUCAUUUGACGAGCACGAAUCAGAAUGCCAGCAUGUCGACGAGACGUGCGACCCAAGCGGCCUCGGUCACACCGACUCAUCAACUUCGCUCAGCAUCACAAGCUGUCCGUCGCUGGUGGAAAAUGCGCAUGUGCUCGCAAAGGUGCAGGAUUUCGAUACACUCCGAGCGAAGACCGUCAAUGCCCGGGAUGACAGCGACAGCAUGGAGCAGGCUUCAGCGUUCACAGGUGGCGGAUACCAAGCCGAGUUCGUGACCAGUAUGGAUCCGAAUCUGAAGUGCUCAAUUUGUUUGUUGGUGUUGCGUGACGCCAUGCAAACACCGUGCGGUCAUCGCUUCUGCAGGGACUGCAUAGCGCCUGUCCUCAAGGGGAAAAAGCCGCUGUGUCCCGUUGAUAGAAAACAGCUGCUGGCUGUGUUUCCUGACGCACUGUGUCAACGGGAAGUGUUUGAGCUACCCGUGCGAUGUGACAAUUACAAUCAGUGUGACUGGACCGGGGUUCUGCGGGAUCGCGAGCUGCACAUCGACGUCUGUCUGUACGAGGCGGUUUCGUGCAGCAACGAGGGCUGCGGCAAGCGGAUGGAGCGCCGCCGCCUGCAGCAGCACGUGGAGCAAGAGUGCUCGUUCCGACGGUCAGCAUGCCGGUAUUGUAAUGCGGCAAUGUCAGUCUCGGCUCUGGAGGGGCACAUGAAGCACUAUUGUCCUGACUACCUGGAGCAGUGUCCCAACUCCGGUUGCAGUGCCACGUUUAGAAGGGCCGCACGCGAGCAGCAUAUCCAGAAUGAGUGCACAGAACAGGAGAUACCGUGCCCGCUAGGCUGUGAUCAAAUGAUUCGCAAGUCUACAAUGGCCACUCACGUUACCAAUCCUCAGUAUGUUGGUUUCCACUCAACGGGAAUAAUGGACAAGGUGGUGCAGCUGGAGAAACAUCUAGUGGCCAAAGAUGCCGUGAUUGCCAAGCAGCAGGCAGACAUUGAAUUCUUGAAGGGAGGUCUUAGGGAGCUGCAACGUCGAGAAGACGAGAGGCGUCAGCACAGUGAUCACUCUGCGGCUGCUAGCAUUCAAACCCACCGAGACCAGGAGUCAAACACAGCCGUAACGACUGCAUCGCAACGUGAUGAAGUCUCUGAGUGUGCAUCUCUGGAGAGGCGAGUCACUGAUGUGGAAGCAUUGGUGCGCACGGCCAAGGCUGCACACGAGCAAAGUCCCGCUGCACGCGAUGCUCUGGUGAAGCAAGUCGAUGUCCACGAUCUACGACUACUCGAGCUUGAGAAGACAAGCUACAACGGGUCAUUGAUCUGGAAGGUAGAAGGCUUCGAGAAGCUUCUGCAGGACGCAAAGGCAGACAAGAAGCGUGCUCUCUAUUCCCCUCCGUUCUACACGGGUCGUCACGGAUACAAGCUGUGCAUUCGGCUCUACCCGAACGGCGACGGGCCUGGUCGCGGCAAGUUCCUGUCCCUGUUCUUCGUGGUGAUGGCUGGCGAAUUCGAUGCCCUCUGCCGUUGGCCGUUCAUCCGCCGCGUAACCAUGACGCUGCUCGACCAAUCGCCUUCGAAGCGACACAUCUCCGAGCAGUUCGACCCGGACCGGACUAGCUCCAGCUUUCAGAAGCCCCGCUCUGGGAUGAACGUUGCGUCCGGUUGUCCUUGUUUUGUCUCGCAUCAGUCGCUGAACUCAACGGACCGACAAUAUUUACAGAACGACACCUUGUUCCUGAGGAUAUCUGUUGACACGGCGGGUCUGAAUAUUCAUGGCCAGUAGUCUGGUCAGUGUGCGUGGAUCAUUGACUAGUUCAACAAUAAUAAUUAUGGUUAAAUUAUUUGCAUUAUUACGUUGCUUGAUUCGCAGCUGCAAUCGCGUGGCAUGCCGUCAUUGUAUCGUGUUAUGUUGUAACCAAUCUUGAACUUAUAUCCUAAUUAAUUGGUGCAACAAUAACUUCUAGAAUUAAAAUUAUUGCUAUUCAUGUAAUUUUCAUUUCUGUUUCAUAUGGCGCUCUAAGCUUUAGACCCUGAAGUUUAGUCUCCUGAUAUUUGACCACAUCAUGAAGUGCAUAAUCCUUGCUGUGGGGAGAGAGAGAGAGAGAGAGAGAGAGAGAGAGAGUGUGUGUGUGUGUGUGUGUGUGUGUGUGUGUGUGUGUGUGUGUGUGAGAGAGAGAGAGAGAGAGAGAGAGAGAGAGAGAGAGAGAGAGAGAGAGAGAGAGAGAGAGAGAGAGAAGGGGGGGGGGGGGAGUGAAUGAGACAGAGAGAGAAUUUUCGCCCGCUAUUACACUACACACUACGACUACGUAAGUGAAGAUGGAAGAUUUUUUAUAGAGAUUUAUCACAUUCUUUAGAUAUUCCAUCUGGUCUUUUUUUCCUUUCGUUUACUAAGAUAUACUCUUGUAUGCCAGCUUGAAUCUCCGUUAUGCAGUGUCCCAUUUCAGAUGCAAUGGCACAUUGUGCUGUUAAGUGGGCAUUGUAUGAGGAUUGGAGAGCGGAGAUAAAACAAUCCAAACAACCACACAGCUUAACUUUUUGCAAUUAGAUUGACAGUAUGGAGAAUGUUUUCUCUUCAGCCUCAAGACCAUGUGUACAGUCCAGCAUUUCUUUCUUCAAGCUGACUCGAUUGAUGUAUACAAUAAUCGGUACUUCGAAGUACCUUGUUCGGAUUUGUAUCACUAAUUCGUUUCACUAUUGCUGGCUACAUUGAAACUUCAAGUGGAAAGUCUUUAAUCAGA
Molecule: messenger RNA, 3147 nt
Organism: Sycon ciliatum
Lineage: Eukaryota; Metazoa; Porifera; Calcarea; Leucosolenida; Sycettidae
Product: TNF receptor-associated factor 5-like
Exons: 12
Coding region: 273-2192 (639 amino acids)
Biological process (GO): tumor necrosis factor-mediated signaling pathway; protein K63-linked ubiquitination
Molecular function (GO): zinc ion binding; protein binding
Source: RefSeq, a predicted model, not a curated record